Cuscuta campestris is the source of this 1333-nucleotide messenger RNA. Lineage: Eukaryota; Viridiplantae; Streptophyta; Magnoliopsida; Solanales; Convolvulaceae. The record is from the annotation of a GenBank genome assembly.
AGUUAUCAUAUAUCAAGAAUCCAACUUCAAGUCUUCAAGUGAAUAGAACUAGGCGUGAGUGAUGGGGUCUGAUUGGCAAGUUAACCGAGAAUUGAUUAGUCAACUGGAAAGUGUGGGAUUCUCUGAGAGUCGAGUUAAGAACGCACUUCAACACUAUUCUGGAGAUUUAAGUGUUUUGAGUGUUGAGGAUGUCAUAAACUGGAUUCUUGCUCAUGAGGAUGAGGUUGUUGCCGAGAUUCCCAUCGAAGACAUUAUUGAUGAAGAAAAGGAUCCUUCUAUUUCAGAGGAAGAAAAAUCGAGGGCAAAAAUACUUAGAGAACGAAGAGCGGAGCUAGAGUUAAAUGCUAAAAAGGUUAAUGAAGAAGCGCAAAAGGUUGCACAAAAGGUUCACAACGAAGUACAAAAGGUUGCACAAAAGGCUAGGGAGCAAGCACAAAAAGUGGCACAAAAGGCUAUGGAGCAAGCACAAAAGGCUGGUGAGGAUGCACAAAAGGCUACACAAAGGGUUCAUGAGGAAGUACAACGGGCUUACGACGAAGCACAAAAGGCCAUGGUGGGUGCGAGAGCGUUUUUGCCACCUUCCCUACCCCCAUUGCCGCCAGCACCACCUUUGCUUCGCCCCCCACCGCUACCGCCGCUAUCGCUACCAAAGAGGACUGUUGGUGAAGAAGCUGAUGAGAUUCGCCAAGAAAUGAAUACAGUUCGGCGGGAGAUCGCCAAAGUACUAGAGAAAAUUGAUAGGGUUCGGGACAAAGUCGACAGGAUUCUCCAGACCAAUGCAAAAAUAGCCCGACACGAAGGCGAUGGAGUUCGGAAUGAAGCAGAUAGUGUUAGGGAUGAGGCAGAUGGGGUCCGCAGCCGUGCCGUUGGUGUUCGGGCCAAAGCAUACAGCUUUUGGCGUAGAGCUCAACGCGAAAGUAAUCAAGAGGAAGCAAAAAAGGUUUAUGAGGAAGCACAACAGGUUUGGAAAGAAGCAAAUGACGCCCGAGUAAAAUCAAAUGAGGUCCGACAAGCAGCAAAUGAAGUCCGACAGAGAGCAUAUUUAUAACUUGACAACACUGUACAGGAAAUCGGCAAUCAUGGAAAAGGGAAGGGCUGAGAUUUAUUAAGGCUUAAAAUUCAUUAUUACUACUGUAAAAAAUAAGACUAUUAGUGCCAAGAAAUAUCGAUCUUAUACUACGUUUCAUCUGAUAGAACCGAAGAGCCCUAUAUAUCAUGGGCAAUUAGUGAAUUCAUUACCAAUAUCAAACCAGUUAAAAUGGAAUCACUCCUUAUUAGCACAAAAAACAGUGGACGUGUGUCAUCCAUUGCUAAAUAAAUAGUAACUAGAAUC